This is a messenger RNA of Sinocyclocheilus grahami, 831 nucleotides long. Its product is annotated as zinc finger protein 544-like. NCBI's taxonomy places the organism in Eukaryota, Metazoa, Chordata, Actinopteri, Cypriniformes, Cyprinidae. The coding region runs from base 1 to 831 and encodes 276 amino acids. The transcript has a single exon. The record is from RefSeq and is a predicted model, not a curated record.
AUGUGCUCACAAUGCUGGAAGGCCUUUACUACAUCCGGAGCGUUACGAGUUCACCUAAGAACCCACACUGGUGAAAAACCUUACGAGUGCAAAGAGUGCGGGAAGACGUUUUGCCAGCUGGGCGGACUUAAAGUUCACAGACGUGCUCAUUCAGGAGAGAGGCCUUACAUGUGCUCCGUGUGCGAGAAGCGUUUCAAGGGACAUGCCAAUUUGAUCGCACACAUGCGCAUUCACACAGGAGAAAAGCCUUAUCGAUGCACCGUAUGCAACAAGACGUUCACCGACAACAGGAGACUAAAAGAGCACGAGCCACCUCAAUCAGAAGAGAAACCAUUUCGCUGCGGUGUUUGUAGUGAAGCUUUCACCGCUUUCUGUCAACUUAAAGAACACCAGCAGUGUCACAAAGGAGAGAAGCACCAUCACUGUACUGAGUGCGGAAAGGCCUUUACGCAUUUGUAUUUGCUAAGGAGUCACCAGCGUGCACACUCGGAUGAGAGACCAUGUUCCUGCACUGACUGUGGAAAGUGCUUCCGCCGGUCAUUUGACCUGAAAAUGCAUGUGAACACUCACAGCGAAGCACGACCUAAUCUUUGCUCUGAGUGUGGAAAGAGCUUCUGCAGGGCUGCAGAGCUUAGGAUACAUCUGAGGGUACAUACGGGAGAAAAGCCUUAUCCCUGCUCCGUCUGCGGCAUGGGCUUCAAACAGACAUCACAGCUCAGAGUGCAUGAGCGCACUCACACAGGAGAGAGGCCAUUCCCCUGCCCGGACUGUAGGAAGACCUUCAAAGACAAGAGAAGUCUGCUUACACACCAGAGAGUGCACCAUAAAUAA